This is a messenger RNA of Salvia splendens (bonfire salvia), 1545 nucleotides long. RefSeq lists its product as uncharacterized. The record is from RefSeq and is a predicted model, not a curated record. Lineage: Eukaryota; Viridiplantae; Streptophyta; Magnoliopsida; Lamiales; Lamiaceae. The transcript is spliced from 3 exons. The coding region runs from base 839 to 1360 and encodes 173 amino acids.
UCGAGCGUGCCAUCGUCCGCCCAUUGCGGAUGCUCUUACGAUUCAGUAUUUUAAAAAUAAAAAAUAACGAGUGUAAAUCACAUCAAUGCACUUUCAUUUUAAGUUAGGUGGAUAGUGAAAACAAUACAUCAAAGAGUUGACUUAGUUGUUUCCAAUGUGUAGAACUAAGAUUUACUAUGGGAAAUCAGCAUUAAUUAUUUGGAAAAACAAAAUACACAUACGUAGAGAAGAACACAAUUAGGCCGGUUGUAAACAAAUGUUAAAACAAAACCCAUCUCUUUAAAUACAAAUCCAAUUUGUCAACACCAUGUUUUCAGCUAAAUAAUUUAGUUGCAAAGGCGAUACAAAAAAAAUUAAAUUAAAAUAAAGCGAGUGGGCUUCAAACACAGUCAUUUCUUUGACUACGACAUAUGUUGAUGAAGCCAAGGAAGAAAGAGAGAAACACACUGAUCCCUCAAAAAUAAUCUAAAUCUGAAUCUUGAUUCUUGACCAAAACCGAGGAACCCCCUUUAAGACCGAUCACCACCGUUCACGGCCAGCCACGUGGCGGCCUUGCAAGAAUCUUAAUUAAAAUCAUUGCCGGCGACCAUGAUCAUUAUAGCAUGUACUAUAAUAAUAGCAUAAUAACAAUAAUUAAUUACAUCAUUCAAAUUUUAAAUUCUUAGUAUAAAGUCGCAUAUAUAAGUCACCUAUGAAGGGUUUAGAAUUUGAGCAAGAACCAUAUUUGAAGAGUGAUGGGUGCUAACUGCUAAGAAAGGGACCUUUUCCUUCUGUCACUUCCUAGUUUCUCUCCCUUAUCUCUCUCUCUCUCACAAACAUUGCAAACUGAGAAAGGGAGAUGGGGAAUUGCCAAGCAGUAGAUGCAGCAGCAUUGGUGAUACAACAUCCUAGUGGGAAGCAGGAGAGGAUGUACUGGCCAAUCCCAGCCAGUGAAGUAAUGAAGACGAACCCGGGCCACUACGUGUCUCUCAUAAUCCCUCUACCAUCCCCCGACGAGGGUUCAGAUGAGCAGAGGACCGUUAGGUAUACACGUGUCAAGCUUCUCCGCCCGACUGAUACUCUAGUCCUGGGCAGAGCUUACCGGCUCGUCACUACUCAAGAGGUUGUGAAAGUGAUCAGAGCAAAGAAGCACGCACGAAGCAAGAGAAACCAGUCGGAAUCAGAUCAAAACACAGAGGCAAAUUUAGAGAAGGAUGUUACCAAUUCUGAGCACGAGGCGAGAGAAUCUUCAAUGUCCAAGAACAAUCAGGCAAGAAGAUCCGACAGACACAAACAAAGAUCAGGGUCGACAAAUCCUGCUGCAGGACGACCCAAAUCAUGGCAACCAUCUCUACAGAGCAUUUCUGAGUUCGGAAGCUAAAGUAAUAAUCCAAAUAAGAUGACAAAGGACACAUUUCUGCAGAUGCCGUCAAAGAUGACAUCUUGAAAACUGAAAACAAUUGUGGAGCAAUAAUCCAUUUGUAUAGCUAAAAGAUACUGUUGAAGUAGAGCCUCUUUCUUGACUAGUACAGUUUAAGUAGCAAACAAUUUCAACAUCCCGAUUCA